This is a messenger RNA of Pocillopora meandrina, 9384 nucleotides long. The record is from the annotation of a GenBank genome assembly. NCBI's taxonomy places the organism in Eukaryota, Metazoa, Cnidaria, Anthozoa, Scleractinia, Pocilloporidae.
CUUUUGUCUCCCGAGCUUGCGGAACGAAGUUAUAAGGUCCACUCUUCUAACCUACGUAUACCGAGGUCUUUUGGUGGUAAGUAGAGCUUCGCUCGAAAAUUAAAUAAACUAAUUAAAUUUCAUGAAUCUUAAAUCAGAAUUUCAGCGGUGAACAUUGACUGCAAACCAUGGCUUAUGGCAACGUUCGAUUUAGUUCGAAUCAGAGACCUGUAACAGUUCAGUCCAUCGUAGAAAGUUUGAUGAUAAUUCGAAGAAAUGUGGCGAAUAUACGGUUUUAAUGAUAUAAAAUUGCUCAGCCUUUAUAGUGACUGAUGGCAUUUCAUUUAACACGCGGUAAGGUGAAUAGAAGUAGUUUGAAUAAUGUUCCAGGGAUAUGUUUUCAGAGUGUACUUGAUAACAAAAGAUAAUCAAUCUGCUCUGUGAGAAAACUCGUGAAUUGACAGAUGACUUACAUGAAUUUUUGGAUUAUGUUUAAUGUUAUCUGGUUUAGGGAAUUUUGUGGUUGAUUGUCAUUUUUAGAGUACGAGCAGUAGUUCAGUGUUCGCUAAUGUAGCAAAGAAACAAAGUAACCUUGGGAUAAGAAGGCAUUACAAUUGAAAUGAUCAUGCUAUUACAUUUGAGAAGGGUGGAUGAUGUCAUGUAUUUUAUAAACAUAUCAUUUUUGUUUCUGGUUUAAAAGAAAGGGUUGGAAGUAAAUGAGGGUGAAAAGUGAAAUUUAGUGUCUAUCAUUGUAAAUAUUAGAAAAUUAAGGCAAGACUGUCUUAAUGAAAACAUUAAUGAUUCCCUCUUUAAUAAAUGAGACAAACGGGAACGUGUUUUGAGUGAUAUAACUAAGCCUAGACUGCCACCGUCAUUUUGGAUUUCUGCUUGGGUACAUUUUGGUCACGUGCUAGGCAACGUAUGAUCAAGAACAAGAUAGUAUUUCAUUUCAGGCCUAUUUAUCAAUUUUGUGGUGUAUGAAUUUCGCAUUUUAGUACGUAAUAUUUAUUUUAAAUCUUUAAAUUGUCUUGAAACUUAAAAGAAAAUUAUUCUUUAAAAAUUCACUGAAAAUCGGUAGCCAAAAUUAUUUGUUUAGGUGUUAUUUGAUUUUCGUGUUAACCUGUAAUUUCGUCAGUUUCCGGCAUCUUCUGUUGCUUCACAUAGAAAAAACACACGAUACGAAAUGUAAUGAUCGAUUUUGUCCUCAAUCUCACGCCAUAACAGAAAAAGCUUUUCAACACCUGUAAACUCAGAGCGCUUCGGAGUAAGUGAUAUUUUUAAUGAAUCUUUAGAUUGUUUUCAAGUUCAAGGAUUGUAAAUUACAAUUUUAUGAAAAACGAAGGUUGUUCUCUUAUUUCAGUAUGAAUCCUCGCACGCCUGCCAGUUGCUGGCAGGCGUGUUGAAAUUCCUGCGCCGCUUGUUGAAACUAAAACGAAAAAAAUAAACUCUUUUAAGAUUAUCAUUGGCUUUUUUUUUCACCCCAUCACUAUUCCUAGCAACAAAGGUCACCAUUUCGUUUGUUUAUUGCUCGCCAAAAAUUAUCAAAUGCACUCAAAAGCCUAAAAUCGAAAAAAGUUUACAGGAAUCGACCAAUCGAGCGAGCGAGUGCCAUUCUCCACAUCAUAUCUACAACUCGCUCUUGCGCAUGCGCGCAAUUCACGAGUUAAAAAUUUUAUAUCACAGUGAUUUUAUUCGAUGAACUUACGAUUGCCUCUCUUAGUGAGUUAUACUACUGUUAUCAGUACAUUUUGGAUGUUUCUGAGAGUCCGUUGCAGUCGGACUUUUCAACCACAAACUGCAUAACAGAGUGAGUAAGUAAAAAAUCGGGAACCCCGCUCAGCAACCCCCGCUCCACUCCCUCGCUUCUCGGGACCGGACUUGAGAAACGGCGGAAAUCGACUCUACAAUCAAUCCUUUAUUUAAACACGUGACACCUAGGAGUACAGAAGUUCUCGUUAAAACGUGUACGUGUAUGUACAAUUAGAAAUAAAGCAUAAUUUCUGUAAGAAUACAAAUAGUAAGUAAAUCUAUUAAAAAGCUAAAAACAGGAUCGAGAAUCAUGGACAAGAGCUAUCAAUUAGAAGUUACAAUAUUAACAAUAUUAACAACAAUAACGAUAUUUACAAUUACUACCAUUAAGCCAUGUGGGCUUUAAGAGAACGCUUAAAUGAAGCAAUAUCUUGAGAUUCUCUGAGUCUAGGGGUAGCGCAUUCCAAAGUUUACUAGCUAAAAAUGAAAAAGACCGAUGUAAAAACUCAAGAUUAAAAGGAGGUAAAUCUAGCCUUGUACUGAGCCCGCGUAAACUAUACGGUACAUUUCUAAAAUGAAAAAAAUCACUUAUAUAAGGAGCCCCUUAUCAUACAAGCACUUAUAUAACAUAACCAACGAUUGGAAUUGCCUACGAUUCUCCAAAGACUUAAUGUCGGCCAACUUGAGGAGGAAGUCGUAUGACACAGACUUCGAGAAGCCUAAUAUAGUUCUUAAUAUAAAGUAAUUAGUUGUCUCUAUUUUUGUAGUCUCCGCGUUACCUAUUCCCAGUAAAAGGGGACUGCAGUACUCAAGAUGAGGGAGGACAUAGGCCUUAUAUAAACGAACUAACACGUCCUUUGAAAUAAACUUACGUAUUCGCCGCAAAGCCGAAGCCUUUGCGCAUCCCUUAUUCAGCUGUUGCUUUAUGUGCGCUUUAAAUGUUAAUUUGCUAUCUAGGACCACCCCAAGGAUUUUGAGUGUGUCCUUUGUAUGGACAUUAGCAUCAUUAAGAUGGAAAUCAUAUUGGUAUGAAGACGGGCCAAUAGCGAUAGCUUGCGUUUUGGCGGCAUUAAUCUGUAAAAAAUUCAUUGAGAACCAUCUCGAUAGAACGCUCAGAUCAGAGUUAAUUAUAUACUGCAAUACUGUUGGUGAGACAUCAGAGGCGUAAUGAGUAGUGUCGUCAGCAUAUAGCCUCAAGGACGUACUAGUAAUAAAAUAAUUAAGAUCAUUAACAUACAAAUUAAAUAGGAGAGGACCCAACAGGGACCCCUGUGGUACACCAGUUUUAACGGUUCUCCAUGAAGAAUAUACACCGUCAAGUUUGACUCUCUGUCUUCGUCCAGUAAGGUAAGCGGUCAUAGUUUCCAGCGCAUCAUGCGUAAAACCAUAUGCCUUUAAUUUAGCUAGGAGAAGCGGGUGACAAACAGAGUCAAAAGCUUUACUUAGGUCGAUAGCCACCGCUGCAACAGCUUCUCUUCUGUCAAGACAGGCUCUCCAAUCUUCAGUCAAUUUCAAUAAGGCCGUGCAACACGAGUGACCCUUGAGAAAGCCAGACAGGUUCGGUGAGAGUCGCCAAUGAAAGGCUUCAUAGAUUUGAUCGAACAAUACCUUCUCAUAUAAUUUCGAUAAGGAAGUCAGAACAGAGACUGGACGAUAGCAGGUCUUAUCUGUCAUACUUUCCUUCUUGAAAACAGGAACAACGUCGCUGCUUUUCCAAACUAUUGGCCAUUGACGGUUGGUGAUAAAAUAAUUGAUUAAUCGGGUAACCGGCUCGGCCAUAACAGGUGAGGAUAAACGAAGUAGCCUCUGAGAUAUCUUAUCGCACCCAGCAGCCUUGCGAGGGUCAAGAGAAUCCAAAAUUUUCCUUAUGUAGCCAACAUCAACUGGGACGAGGUCAAAAACAUCAUCACAAGUUUUCUCAGCAAUGACAUUAACGCUAGGAUGAUCAACAAACUCAACCAUUUCCUUACUGUCACCAUCACUCCUAGACACCUCGCAAAAGUAGUUGUUAAACAUUUCAGCCACCAUUAAUGAAUCGGUAAUUACACGCUCAUUCUCAAUCAGAAUUAUCUUUGAUUGCUUCUUUUCUUUGCUUGGCAACAAAGGUCUUAACUUAUUCCAAAACUCACCAUGAUGUUUAGUGUUUGACGAUGCCUCCAUGCAGAACGCCUUCAACCCUUUUCGUUUCAGGGAUGUGACCUUGUUUCUCUGUUUCUUGAAUUCCUCCCAAGAGGUUGUUGUUGGGCUCUUUGCAUGUUUCUUAAACAGUCGAUUACGACGCGAGAUUUCGCGUUGAAUUAAUGGAGUUAUCCAUGGCAACUGAUCACCUCUGACCCGUUUUUUCUUUAUUGGUGCGUGUUUGUCCAACACUUCAGUGUACAAUUGAGCCCAAUGGUGCCAUAGAUCAUCAACGUCGUCAUAAAUGUAAGCGGAACUCCAGGGAAUAGUUUUUAGGUCAUUUAAAAAUUUUUCUAAGUCGAAUUGUCGCAUACUUCUGUAUUCAAUUUCACGUGCCUUAGCCCUAGGUAAUUUAUUCUUUCGCACCGCAUAGAUAAGAUCGUCCUAACGGUAAACGAACAAACAAAUCCUCGCAACUUUAGUACACUCACCCAACAAUAUAUUCCACUGCCGUUCAAAAGUGAACAGUGAAAGGAGAUAAAUCUGCAUAGAUUAAUCAUCGACAGGAGUUUGGCGAAGGGUUAGAGAAGACAAAGGAUUGACUGCUUAGACAUUCAUAAAACUGAAGAGAAUAAGAAGACGAUUCGGAGAAGCGUUGCCUCUGGGUGGUGAUAGAAAUACUGCCCGCCUAAAGAACAAAAUAUAUAUCGCUAUGAUAACAAUUAUAAUGAUAAUAAUUAACAAUUAUUCAUCAAAGUGGGGGUGAACUGUAUUUGCUUUUCAGCUCCAAUUUAGCCAAUCAGCGCGCGUGAAAGGUACUAUUCACUUGCAUGAGAUAUAAACUAAUAAUCUUUAUUUAAAAAGGGUAAUUAACAGUAACAGUAUAAAAACUGAUUAGUCAGUGGCUGUCUUCAAAGAUUAAUUCGAAAAAAAAAAGAUGAAUAGGUUCACAAGAAUUAAAUGCCUGGGUGGUAAACAAUCCCGGUGCACUUUCACUAUUACUAAGAGAGCCAAACUGAAAUAACAUCGAUCAGUUUCUCUUUGUUGUCAUUCGGACCUGAUGAGGUAACCGCCCUAGGUAAACUUGUGGGACAAUGACUUGUACGUUGUUUUACAUACCUUGAUUUUAUGUGCCAAUAAUGCAUAAAGAACAGUAAUAGAAAGCCAUUUAUUGUAAGAUUGCUCCUCUCGUGAAGUACUUUUCUUAAUCUGUUACUUCUAACAGAAGAUACUCUUUCUAGGAGAUGGGUUCAGAGGACAUCAAGCUGUUGAUAUGUGGCAGCGGUAAUGGAGCGCACGCAUUUGCCGGCAUAGCGUCCUCUUUGCAGGGAACUGAAGUUCGUGUGCUUAGCCUGUAUCAAGAUGAAGCAGAACGUUGGAAUACUAACAUGCAAAUCAAGGAUCUUGAAGUUGUCUUGCAUCGGAAGGGACAAGAUACAACAUCUGUUACAUCGAAACCUUCGAUGGUAACUAAAAGCGCUCGGGAUGCUAUGCGGGAUGUGGAUAUUGUCGUUUUCGUACUUCCAGCGUUUGCGCAUCAAGUCUUCCUGGAUGCCUUAAAACCCUAUAUAAAACCUGGCACAGUACUUGUUGGUAUGCCGGGAGAGCCAGGUUUUGAAUUCCAAGUUCGUCACGUGCUGGGCGAGACAGGACGGCGAUGCACUGUAAUGAAUUUUGAAUCUUUACCAUGGGCGUGCCGCAUUACUGAGUUUGGCGCUAAAUGCGAGGUUCUUGGUACCAAGGAGACUCUUCUAGGAGCCGUGAAGGUACGUUUACUUCGCAUCAUUUGAUGAUUUCGAGGGGGUCCUCGCGCUUGAAAAGGGAAUUGGAAAUGUCCCAGUCGUACAAUGCUUUUCUGCCUUCAUCAGUUUUCUCCGUGAUGAAACCUUCGCACUCGUUUUUGAAAUAGUACAUCACAUUUGUGCGUACUCAUCGUCGCAGAAGAGAAAAUUCACUUUUUAACCGAUUACUAAUGCUGGUCCGUUCUCAUUGAUCACAAUAAGAAAGCAAUACAGGUGUUAAAUAACUUUAGUGUAGAACGAUAAUAUUUAAUGCUCAAGCACACCAUUUCAAUCUCCUGCGGCCUCGAGGCGCUCUUUUGAAUUACCAAGCCACGAAAAAAGCUAGCAAUAGACAAAAUACGUCAAAAUAACUAGAAAAGCUUUGUUAAGUCAUUUCUUGCUAAUAUUACUGAACUGCGAUACCAUUACGCGAUUUCAAUUUUACAAUAAACCUUGCGCACGGACAAAAGUUUACAGUCGGUAGAUUUUACUAUAUAUUUCAUGGUUGUUCAAACAAAAACUCACACUUCCCUUGUAUCAACAUUACCCAAAUCUAUUUCUGAUAAACAACACGAAAUAAGUGAUAAUCUUCAGAAUGGUUUUUUUCGGACGUCGAAACAACCUUUCGCCAUACAUUUCUUUAGAGCGUUUUGCAAUGUUUGCCUAGUGGCGAUCCCAGAAAUCUUUGCACAAACACAAAGAUCCGAUCGAUCACUGGCAACUCAUUCAUUAUUCUCUACAUUCUUGAAUCAUCUUCUCUUGUGGAACAAGGUACUCCUAAAUUUGUGGGAUGUAGCGUAUUUUGUUUUGCAAGUGAGACAAAUCUUUUGCAAUACCUCCUUCUGGCAUCAUUAUACAACCCCUAGUUCUUUUCAGUGCUAUAAAGAUUGUGUUUUAUCAGGAGCCAUAUGCAGUCUUAAGCUGCCUAUUUUUUUUAUUGUGAUAUACAUUCUCAACAGACUGGAGUAUCUUUCAGCCCGCGUGCCUUUCAUCUGAAGCUCGAAAAUCUUAAUCUCAGUUGAGAAAGAGCGUAGAAAACUUUUUUUACUUUGUUUCUUUGACUAGCAUGCGUAUUUAAAUAUUUCAAGUAAAAUAUUCACACGGACGGAUGUACAAGUAAAAUAUUCACACGGACGGAUGUACAAGUAAAAUAUUCACACGGACGGAUGUACAAGUAAAAUAUUCACACGGACGGAUGUACAUGUAAAGUCACGCUGUCAUUGCGAAAUUUCCACGGUGUCGUUAGUUAACACAUUUUCCUACCUGCAGUGCUAGGCUUCGUGGACUGCAAGCCCACUUUUAACUUUUGGUUUGGUGUUUUGUUUUUAAAGGAAGGAGAGGGUUUGACAGCCAAGAAGGAUCCGGUAUCAACAUUGCAAUAUCUCCUGGGACCUCUCCCUAAACUGAUCGUUUCGGGUCACCUUUUGGGUGUUCAGUUAAUGAGUGUUAAUGCCUAUUUGCACACUUCAAUAACUUAUGGUCAGUGGGAGGGGUGGGACGGAAAGCCACUGGCUGAAGCACCUUUGUUCUACAAUGGCUUGACCAAGUCAGCAGCAAGUAUUAUCUCCAGUGUCUCUGAUGAGGUUGUGAAUAUUGCUAAGGGUUUUGGAGAGAAAACAGGAGCAGAUAUGUCUAACGUAAGGCGUUCCACUUUAUUUUUUGAUUUACAUUUUAUGUUACAUUCGAGUGGGGGAUUUCUCCCCUGACAAGAAACUAAACUGUACCCACGAAUUCUCAAACUUUGAGUCCCAAUGAAAGACUGAGACAAUCGUUCACACGACGCAAACUUACUUCGAAUAACUUACGAAAGGUCGUAAUUAUGUACAUGAAAUUUACUUAUUUCUCUUCCACAUCACAUAAGACACACAUAACUUUGUUCUCUCACUUUCACGUGACUGCAUUACAUUAAGAUAUGACAUCUCACGAUAUGACAUGUCACUCUUAUUUGUUCUCAUCAACGCUCUAUACUGUCCACUGCAAAGAACUUCCCAACAAAAGUCUCUCACGGCGCUAAACAGAAACUUGGAAGAUAAAGACACACAAAUUAACAAAUGUAGCAACUGCGAGUGGCAUCAGCAUUAAAUGUCAAUAGCUUUAAUAACCAACUAUUUAAUUCCCUGCGUAUUUCAUCACAAAUACUUUUGCAGUGUAUUUUUUAAUAGGCCUUUUCGCAAACUGCUACUUCUUUUUUGUCAAUGUAGUUAACAAUUUAUCUGCGAGUUUCGCAUUAAGAUUCGUUAAAUCUUUGUCACGGGUAUAGAUCUGCACUCCAUUUUUUUGGGUAAUAAAGCAUAUCUUCGUAAUAUCAUAAGGAAGUUUCAGUUUGUACUUUGAAGUUAAUUUGCAUGACACUUUUAUGAGGGCUUCCUUUAAUGUGAAGCUUUCUAAGGCCAGAACUUAACCACUAACGUCCCCCUUCUGGUUAGCAGCUAUCUCUUGCUCGAUUAAUAGCUCUGUCAUAAUGUCAACUAUUUUAAUGCGAUCUUGUACAGGUGGAGCACAUUUACAAUUGGUACAUGAGAUGUUAUCCACAAGACAUCUCUGACAAGACCAAUCUCUACACAGCAAUACAAACUAAUGCUGCCUACCAAGGGUUGAAACAUCCCGUAAAGAAAACUGAGGAUGGAAAAUUCCUUCCAGAUUUCUCCCACCGUUACAUGACGGAGGAUAUACCGUUUGGCUUGGUUGUCAUCCGAGGUAUUGCUGAAAUCAUGGGUAUCGAGACACCGAAUAUCGACAAGGUACUUACAUGGAGUCAGCAGCAAAUGGGAAAGGAAUAUCUGGUGGACAAAAAGUUGCAAGGGAAAGAUAUCAGCACUUCAAGGGCACCACAGAGCUAUGGGUUCACUACCAUUGAAUCCAUCCUGUAAACCUGCUUCUUGAUAUUGUUACCUUAGAUUUUAAUGUCGAGGUUAAACAACGAUAUUUGUAUUUUUCAUUGUUCAAAAGCCAUCACAAGAAAUGUUUUUCAGGAAAGAUAAGAAGAACUGAGGCAGUGAUCUGUUUCGAUGAAAAUGAUGUAAUUUCCAAUUAAUGCUUCUUCUAAGGUGCAUUUUGCGUAAAGAGGGUAUGGCUUGUUGAGUUGCAAAAACCUACUUUAAAAGACAUGUUAACCUUUCCUCGAUUUUGUCCCACUAUUCGUUUUGAUCAUCGCCGUUGUAUUAAGUCUAUUACCACUGAAGAUGUUCAGUAUUAAACCUUAUUGUAGUGUUAAACUUUGUAACUUAUUUUUGGUCAUUUAUGGCUCAGUGUCAUAAAUCAUUGCAGAGGUCUACUUUCCCUGAUUGUUUCAGGGUAAUCAGUACAAUAACAAAUGUUAGUUUACCAGAGAUCAAUGGCUUCAGAACUUUGUUAAUACUGUUAGAAAUAAUUUCCUAACACUCGUCGUUCAGUUGACUAUUUCUUUUAUUCUCUCUUUUAUUAUGCAAGUUAUUACAACGGGGACUAGCUCUGAUCUCUCUAGGAAAGUGUGGAUCACCGCCUAUAAAGGUGACACUUACUGAGCCGUCAAUCUCUAACCUUCGUCAUUUUUUUGCACUUAACCAUCGAAUCACGCUAAACUACGCAGAGAGGAGUUCGCAUGCUAAGUAGAUACCUUUGCGAUGUUUACGCUUUACGAAAUGUCUUUCUAACUUAAAUCUCUUGGUCUUACGGUCAAGUUCGGACAAAACAAAAACAAGAUUGACAAAAGAAAAAUUAUAAUGAACUUAACAACAGAAUUAAAAUCAUACUUGAAAAGAUAUCUUAAGAGAAAAUA